Messenger RNA from Pygocentrus nattereri (red-bellied piranha), 5217 nucleotides. RefSeq names its product protein tyrosine phosphatase non-receptor type 22 (gene ptpn22). Gene Ontology annotation, cellular component: nucleus; cytoplasm. Lineage: Eukaryota; Metazoa; Chordata; Actinopteri; Characiformes; Serrasalmidae. Gene Ontology annotation, molecular function: non-membrane spanning protein tyrosine phosphatase activity. The record is from RefSeq and is a predicted model, not a curated record. Gene Ontology annotation, biological process: peptidyl-tyrosine dephosphorylation.
AGACUCAAGCUGCGCACCCUCCUGAUCACACCCCACCCCUGAAGUUGCCCAACAGGCGGUGCAACUGAGUGCCGCGGCAGUGUCACAUUCUUUCUCUACAUUACGCUCUUACGAUGACACACCAACAGCACCAGUUUCCUGCAGAGGGGGACGGCUAUAGGACCCAGUGACACAUCGUAAGUUGGACAGAGAAAGAGCGUCAGAGAGAAAUAGAGGGAGAGAGAGAAAGCAGAAAAAGAUAACAGCAACGUGAGAGCGAGAGAGAAGAAAAAGAACAAGCGACUGAGAGAGCAAAAGAGAGAGAUGACGACCACAGUGAUAUUUUUAAUCUGACCACAGAGGCUGUUGACUGCGACCGCCACUGCUUCCGUGAUGACAGCUCAUCUAGCACUUCAAGCACUCAGUUCCUCAAGUCUGAGGCCAGUUCUCAGCCGACAGGCGCUACGACAAAUGAAGAGAAGGCUGUGUGAGAGGGUGAAAGGAGCAGAAGAAGGGGAAAGAACCAGCUGAGAGGAAAGGAAAUCCAAAAGAGAAAGAGAGUAAGAAAGAAGAAAAGGAAGAGUAAAACAGAGACAGAGAGAGAGAGAGAGAGAGAGAAGCAGGUAGGCAGCCAGCAAGUCCCCACUUAACACCAUCCUUUGGGACAUGAAGGAGGUCAUUGGUGGGAUAUAUAAGCCAUGAACCGGCAAGCUCAUCUUCUGAGAGGCUUUCUGGCUCAGUUUGCCAGCAAGGAGGCAGUGGACGGGGUUGAGGACAGUGGCUUUGAGGCUGAAUUCUUGAAACUGAAGAGGCAGUCCACUAAAUACCGAACAGAGAAGACCUACCCCACCAAGGCCGCUGAGAAGCAGGACAAUGUGAAGAAGAACAGAUACAAGGAUAUCGUUCCAUUUGACCACACCAGAGUGAAGCUCUCUCUAAGCACAUCCAAACAUGACUCUGAUUACAUCAAUGCAAACUUCAUCAAGGGCGUUUUUGGGGCAAGGGCCUACAUUGCAACACAGGGACCACUGCCAAACACUGUUUUGGACUUCUGGAGGAUGCUUUGGGAGUACAACGUGCAGGUCAUUGUAAUGGCUUGCAGGGAGUUUGAAAUGGGAAGGAAAAAGUGUGAGCGCUAUUGGCCUGAGACUAAGGUGGAUGCAUUUGUGUGUGAACCAUUCACCAUACGCUGUGAAUCAGAAGAGAAUAAGGGAGACUAUGUGACAAGGAUCCUGAGGGUGACCUUUAAUAAAUCUUCUCGGUCGCUGAAGCAGCUGCACUACAUGAACUGGCCUGACCACGGCGUGCCUGACUCUAUCCCACCCAUCCUGGAGCUGUUGCAGGAAAUGCGUUUGUACCAGGAACAUGAGGAUGUACCCAUCUGCAUCCACUGCAGUGCUGGCUGUGGAAGGACAGGAGCCCUCUGUGCCAUUGACUACACUUGGAACCUAUUGAAAAGACAAAUAAUACCAGAGAACUUCAGCAUCUUCAACAUGGUUCAAGACAUGAGGACACAGAGGCCUUCUGUAGUUCAAACUAAGGAGCAGUAUGAACUGGUGUACAGAGCAAUUAAAUUCCUGUUCGAGAGGUAUCUGCAGAUGAUGGAGCCGAACACAAACCAAGAUAAGGUUCCAUCAGCACCAUCACCCAUCUCUGAAGACAGUGAUAGUGACCUGUCAGACACCAAUGAGCUGGACCUAGAGCCGAAGCUUGCUGCAAUGGACUACAGGACUACCUCUGAGCCCAGGUAUCCCAUACAGGAUCUGUCCAACCAUGUUGUGCCAAAUGUCGUCUCACAGCAGCCUCCACUUAGCCCACAGGUCCUCAGCCCUAAUGCAGUGGCAAGCUGGAUGGUGUCUACAACAGCCCCAGUGUCCACUUACUCAGCUCCAUUUCAGCAGACAGAUUUUGGACACUAUGUGUUGAAAUGACUGGACCCUGUAAUGAGGCACCGAGCUGAUGCUAUGAGUGCCAAUGUUCCCAUCAAACCAUCACGGCCAAAGGAGUCGAGCCUUAGUCAGAAACCUUUGGACCAACCAGUGUUAAACAAUGUCUGCCAUUCUGCAGCACCACACCAACAACCACCAAUACAGAAACCCAUGCCAAGCCAGAGGUUUCUCAAGCAAACAGUGAUGAACAAUUCUGUAGCACCACACCAACCACCACCCAUACAGCAGCCUAACCCAAGCCAGAUGUCUCUGGAGCAAACAGUGAUGACCAGUACUUCAGCACCACAGCAACCACCACCGGUUCAGAAACCCAUGCCAAGCCAGACGCCUUUGGAACAAACAGUUCAGAGAUCUCUGGAGCAAACAGUGCGUGACAACGCUGCCCCUGCUGUAUCACCACAUCAGCCACCAUUGUUCCAGCAGCCAAACCCAAGCCAGAUCUCUCCGGAACAGGCAAGGAUGAGCAGUGUUUCUUCUGCCAUAGGUCAAGUCCAGCCUCCUGAGAUACACUCCCUUUGUCUUACUGUGGAGGAUCCAUAUUUUGGCCCAGACUCUGCAGUAUCCGUGGACAGUUUCAGUUCUUCAUCAGAGAACAUAAUAGCCAGGGAUGUGUGGUCUCAAAACCCCUGUUUCAGUGGCCCUGUUUUGACUCUUAAUGACAAGCCUCUUGAACCACCAGCACUGGGGGAAAAUACAGGUAUGACGUCACCUUCAUCUGACAGAGACUGUCCACCUCCUCUACCAGAGAGAACCCCAGAAUCCUACAUUCUGGAUGGUGAAGUUACAGAUAACACUUCGUUCAACCAGAAUUUGGUGGUGAUCAUCCCGCCUGAAACCGGCUCUGAGACAGUGUCUCAGACCAGUGGAGGAAGCCCACCCUCUCCAGUGCCCCCUUUGCCUGAGAGAACGCCAGAGUCCUUUGAAUUGGCUACCGAUGAAGAUUUAGUGCAGAAUGCAGUACAAGAGAAGCCCCAGCAAACUGUGCUCCGAGUUGGGAAGUCCUCCGAAUGGUCUGGGAAUUCGAACUCAGUCUCAGACAUUGAGAGACCCUGGACCAGGAGCAAGAGUUUAAGAGCUAGACUGACAGUGUCACUUCAUGUUCCUGCUCACAUCCAGCCUCUCGCUGCUCUUCAGAGACCUUCAGAAGUUUUGACUCAGGAGCCUCCACCGUGUCUCACUCCUCCUCUGCCUGUGCGGCCUUCAGAGUCAUGUAAUGCGAGUCCAACAUCCCUCACCCCUCCGCUCCCUAGGAGAACCCCAGAGUCCUUCAUCCUGGACACACAGGAAGAGCAAAGAAACAGUGCCCCCUGUCAGUCAUCUGAUAUGCUGCAACAAAGGCAGCGUCUGGGCACCUCGUCUGAGUGGGCAGGAAACACCCAGCCCAGGACGUUCCUAGACGUCAUGAGCAGAAGCAAAAGUGUUAAAGUGAGAAGUUCAAAAAAAGAGUCCUUAUCUGUGGCUCCUCUGCCCAAUGCAGCCGCCAUCACCACGGUUACAGCACAGAGAGGAGAGCAGCAGCCAGUGGACAGCAGACUUUCUGUCCCCGCCAGACCAGUGGCAAGCCAACCAGACGCCGCUACCGAGAGAACAUCACUGGCCAGUAAAGCCAGGACAAAGAGUUUGAGGUUUUUGAAAGGAAGAAAAACAAAGACAGCUCCACUUUCUGCUGCUCCUGUUGCUCCUGCUGCUCCACCCAGUGCUGCUAUUGGAGGAUUCAAAUUUGGCUUUGGAACACGCUUUGGGAAGCCCAAAGGGCCAAGGACCCAUCCAGAGACGUGGGUGUAAGCACAAGCCGGGAAAGGAAGUGCCUCAUAGCAUCUGGGGAGUGUCCCUGAGCACAGCUGCCUCCAUCAGCCUUUCAGACAGCGCAAUGCUAGCAGCGAAGAGUCUUUAGUUAGGCCUUGAAGACCAACCAGCCUAGAGUAGCUAUUCUGCCUUGCAGAACACAAGAGUGUAAUGUGGUCACAGGCUGCACCACAUGGACGAAGUAGCACAAGGGGGUGGGGGGUGUGUAUAGAACUUAGUUGACUUGAAUGUGUAUCAUUUCAACAUAAAUAAAUACAGUUUUGUCUUUCUGUUUAUAUAUUUUUUGGCAACAAUUGUUAUUUUAUCUAUGUGGAAAUGAACACAAUUUGAAUCAAGAAUGUAAGGCAUCAUGUCUGAGCACAUACUGCAGUGUGCACUAGUGAAUCCUUGUUGUGGUUAAGGACAGGCCACUUAUUUCAGAGCAAAAUGAGUUGUUUAUUGGAUCAACUGAAACUGACCUAGAUUAACAGUGAUUAGUCAGUUUGCUCACAGCACAUAAUAAAAAUGUGGGAUUUGUUAGAAGUCCCAUAUUACAGCCUUCUGCUUUAUCAGUAUUGCAAAGGCCAGUAUCACUAUACUGAUGAAUUGUGCAGCCCUAGUUUGCUACUGAUUGGGCCUAUUUUGAUCUGAUUAGGCUCAGCCUGUAUUAUGCGAAGGACUGCCACACUGCUGUUUUUGCAUAUUUGGUACAGCGUUCUCAUAAAAUGAAAGCAAAAUAAAUUGCACAACUAUUUCUAUAGGCCUGUUAAAUUCUUAGUAUUACUUGUUUGUGUGUAUAUAUGAACCAAAGCUCAAAAAGCUCCUGAUGACGUCUGUAUGACAGCUAUGCACAAUAUUUUGUGUUGUAUUCAGAAGACAGAUGAAAAUGUACUUUUGUUUUACCCCCGUUUUCUCAUGUGUAAUGAAACACUGAUGUAAUUUGGUGAACCUGGCUUUGUUUGUGAAGCACAGGUGUGGUGCAAUCACCAAAGCGAGUGCCUGGAACAAAUGGAAGCACGUUAGCGGUGACAGCAUAUCAGAGUAAUAGUUUUUGUCAUUUGAGAUGAACUCUGCAAGGACCGCUUUGCUCUCCAUUAGACCUGUGUAAUAAACCACAGGCAACAUGAACAACUUUCUCAUUCUCAGGCUAACAGAAAAGCACCAUCUGUGUCAGCGUCCUUGUUCAUUUUGUUUAGUUAUAAACGGAAAACAUUUGAUGACAAGCUGGAUGUACAUUAGAGAGCACAUAAUGAGCAAACAGAAAGGGGUAGUAUGCUGUUAGGACAGAGCCUGAACCCCCAGUUGUAGUGGGUCAUUUUGUGUCUUUGGUAUCAAAUCAUUGUCUACACCACAAAGAUGUUUUAUUUAAAACAAACACUUUUUCUUGAGUGGACUGUCCUGUCGAACUUGCGCUUUUUUGCACUUUGUAAUGUAUUUAUGCGCUGCUGAAAUGUUCAAACUGGUGUUUUCAGAAAAAUAAAACCUUGGUACACUCAGAAAAUGA